Messenger RNA from Trichoderma citrinoviride, 2820 nucleotides. Its product is annotated as FTHFS-domain-containing protein. Gene Ontology annotation, biological process: tetrahydrofolate interconversion. Lineage: Eukaryota; Fungi; Ascomycota; Sordariomycetes; Hypocreales; Hypocreaceae. Gene Ontology annotation, molecular function: ATP binding; methylenetetrahydrofolate dehydrogenase (NADP+) activity; formate-tetrahydrofolate ligase activity. The record is from RefSeq and is a predicted model, not a curated record. Gene Ontology annotation, cellular component: cytosol. Bases 1 to 2820 code for a protein of 939 amino acids. The transcript has 5 exons.
AUGGUCGCCACGAAGCUCGACGGCAAUGCCAUUGCCAAGGCCAUUCGCGAACGGCUGGGCGCAGAAAUUGCUGAGAAGCAGAAGAAGAACCCCCGCUACCGCCCCAGCUUGAGGAUCAUCCAAGUUGGCGAUCGCUCCGACUCCACUACCUAUGUGCGCAUGAAGCUCAAGGCCGCUGAAGAGGCCCGCAUCGACUGCAAGCUGCUUCACUUCCCCGAAGACAUUGCCGAGAUCGAGCUCCUCGAUCAGAUCCUUCGCCUCAACAACGACGACUCUGUCAACGGUAUCCUCGUCCAGCUGCCUCUUCCUAAGCACAUCUCUGAGCCCAACAUCACCUCCGCCGUCUCCCACGAGAAGGAUGUUGACGGAUUCGGCACCAACAACAUUGGCGAGCUCGCCAAGCGCGGCGGCCAGCCCAUCUUCACUCCGUGCACCCCCAAGGGAGUCAUCACUCUGCUCAAGGAGGCUGGUGUUGAGCUUGCCGGCAAGAAUGCCGUCGUCAUCGGCCGGAGCAACAUUGUCGGUGGCCCCGUUGCUCAACUCCUGAACCGAGCCAAUGCCACCGUCACCAUCUGCCACGCCCAGACCUCCAACCUCCAGUUCCACCUCCAGAACGCAGACAUCGUCGUCGUUGCCAUUGGAUCCCCCAACUUUGUCAAGGGCGAGUGGCUGAAGCCCGGCGCUGUUGUCAUCGAUGUGGGAACCAACUACAUCCCCGACGCGACGCGCAAGUCAGGUCAGCGACUCGUGGGUGACGUCGAGUUCGAUUCCGCCGCCGAGGUCGCCUCCGUCAUUACUCCCGUUCCGGGCGGCGUUGGUCCCAUGACCGUUGCCAUGCUCUUGGAGAACGUCGUCGAGGCUGCAAACAACUUUUUCGAGAAGGAGAAGCUCAGGCAGACUGUUCCUCUCCCUCUGCACCUCAAGUCUCCCGUCCCGUCAGACAUUGCCAUCUCCCGGGCCCAGGCCCCCAAGCAGAUCACCCGUGUUGCCACGGAAAUCGGUAUCGAGGCUCACGAGCUGGAGCCGUACGGAGCCUACAAGGGCAAGGUCGACCUCAGCCUGCUGAAGCGACUUGAGCACCGACGAAAUGGCCGCUACGUCGUCGUUACUGGCAUUACCCCUACUCCUCUUGGUGAGGGCAAGUCCACCACGACCAUGGGCUUGGCUCAGGCAUUGGGUGCUCACGUUGGCCGAGUGUCCUUUGCCAACGUCCGACAGCCCAGCCAGGGACCGACUUUCGGCAUCAAGGGUGGUGCCGCUGGCGGUGGCUACAGCCAGGUCAUCCCCAUGGACGAGUUCAACAUGCACCUCACGGGUGACAUCCACGCCAUUACUGCGGCGAACAACCUGUUGGCUGCCGCGAUCGAGACGCGCAUGUUCCAUGAAAACACCCAGAAGGACGGCCCUCUCUACCGCCGCUUGGUGCCUGCUAAGAACGGCGUGAGGAAGUUCUUGCCCUCGAUGCUGCGCCGCCUCCAGAAGCUUGGAAUCGACAAGACCAACCCCGACGAUCUGACUCCCGAGGAAAUCCGCCGCUUCGUCCGCCUGGACAUUGAUCCGGAGACCAUCACCUGGAGACGUGUGCUGGAUGUCAACGACCGCCACCUCCGAGGCGUCACCGUCGGCACCGCCCCUACCGAGAAGGGUCACUCUCGCGAGACGGGCUUCGACAUCUCGGUUGCCAGUGAGUGCAUGGCCAUCUUGGCUCUCAGCACCGAUCUUGCCGACAUGCGCGAGCGCUUGGGCCGCAUGGUCAUUGGCACCUCUCGCAGCGGAGACCCCGUCACUUGCGAGGACAUUGGUGCCGGCGGUGCCCUUACCGCCCUGAUGAAGGAUGCUAUCAAGCCCAAUCUGAUGCAGACGCUUGAGGGCACCCCCGUCUUUGUCCAUGCCGGCCCCUUUGCCAACAUCAGCAUCGGUCAGAGCUCCAUCCUUGCCGAUAGGCUGGCUCUGAAGCUUGCGGGCACUGAGCCUGAUGAGGACCACAACGAGAAGACGGGCUUUGUCGUCACCGAAGCCGGUUUCGACUUCACCAUGGGCGGCGAGCGCUUCUUCAACAUCAAGUGCCGCACCUCAGGCCUCGUGCCCGACGUUGUCGUUGUUGUCGCCACCAUCCGUGCCCUCAAGGUUCACGGCGGUGGUCCCCCUAUUGCGCCUGGCGCUCCCCUCGACGCCGUCUACAAGCAGGAGAACGUCGAGAUCCUCCGAGCUGGCUGCGUCAACCUCCGGAAGCAGAUCUCCAACGCCAAGUCUUUUGGCAUCCCUGUGGUCGUUGCCAUCAACAAGUUUGCCACCGACACGGAGGCUGAGAUUGCCGUCCUUCGUGAAGAGGCUCUUGCCGCCGGUGCUGAGGACGCCAUCCUUGCUGACCACUGGGCCAAGGGCGGUCUUGGUGCUGUUGACCUGGCCAAGGGUGUCAUUGCUGCCAGCGAGAAGCCCAAGGAGCUCAAGCUGACAUACGACCUGGAGGGUUCGAUCGAGAAGCGUCUCGAGGCCAUUGCCCAGAAGAUGUACGGUGCUGCCGCUGUCGAGUUCAGCGAGCUCGCCCAGAAGAAGAUCGACACGUACACAAAGCAGGGCUACGGCAACCUGCCCAUCUGCGUCGCCAAGACCCAGUACUCGCUGUCGCACGACCCUGAUCUGAAGGGUGCGCCGACUGGCUUCACGGUGCCCAUCCGAGACGUUCGGAUGGCCGCCGGUGCAGGCUACCUGUACGCUCUGGCUGCGGACAUCCAGACCAUUCCCGGUCUCCCCACCGCGCCCGGUUACCUCAACGUCGACGUUGACCUGGAGACUGGCGAGAUUGACGGUCUUUUCUAA